Messenger RNA from Salvelinus sp. IW2-2015, 1399 nucleotides. It is a transcript of the gene znf511, whose product is annotated as zinc finger protein 511. NCBI's taxonomy places the organism in Eukaryota, Metazoa, Chordata, Actinopteri, Salmoniformes, Salmonidae. The record is from RefSeq and is a predicted model, not a curated record.
CACUUUCUGCGUUCAAAACAACUGGGAACGAGGAACUCGUGAAGCUCCGACUUCAGUGCGUUCAAAACAACUGGGAGCUCGGGAAUAAUAACUCAGUCUGGGGAAAAUCAUUUUGUACCGUCAUCCAAUUCGGAAUUCCACUUGGACCUCUUUCUCUUUAUUUGACUUCCUAUUUUCCGAGUUCCCAGUUGUUUUGAACGCGGCAACUGUGCCUUGGCAUUACACGUCCAUGACGUUCAUAACAACGCACUUUCGUAUUUAUCAGUUCGUAAUGUCAGAGAACUUGGUAGUGACAUAAAACCCUCUUUCGCAAACUAGCUACAAUGCUGCCGCCUGAAUUGAUACAGCUUUUGACAGCGAGUGAUUUGGUUGAUUUACGAAUCGACGCAAUUCCUAAAUUGCAGGUGGGCUUUAGACCGGGGAGUUUGUUCAGUUCGUUCACAUCACAGGACGGGGAGGCGAAGUUAACGUUCACCUAUAUUCCACAUCAAAUACUGCUCAACAAGGACCACGAGUUCUUUGAGGAUGGAGACAUACAUAGACACCUGUACCUCCAGAACCUCUCUACCUGCCCAGCUUAUGACUCACCUACAGCCAGGCAGUGUGAGUUCAGGUGUCAUAUAUCUGGCUGUAGCCAGGUGUUCAGUACUGUGGAGGACUAUGAGCAUCACUAUAACACGCUCCACAGACACGUGUGUUCUUCCUGCCAGAGGUCGCUGCCCUCCGCUCGCCUGCUCGACAUCCACAUCCAGGAGUGGCACGACUCGCUCUUCAGUAUUCUGGCUGAAAGGCAGGACAUGUACCAGUGUCUAGUGGAGGGGUGUGGUUUGAAGUACAGAACCAGAGAACAGAGGAAAGACCAUAUGAUCAAGAUCCAUAAGUACCCUUCUGACUUCAUGUUCGACAAGGCGAAGAGGAUCAAGAAUAUCAAAAUAGCGAAGAAGAAUAUGCUGCAGAAAGGCACAAGUAUGGAGGUGUCCAUGAGCGUGAGUGAACCUAAGGGUGUGUGUGAGGUGUUGUCUGACCAACCAGAGGAAGAGGAAUAUAUGGAGAUAAAUCACUCUCUGGAACCAGGUAUCCUGGACCCUGCCGGUAACCCAAUUAACACAGUAGAGCUGUCCACAGAUCAUGAUACUGCCCCAAUCCCCUCUGUCACCAUCCAGCCCACCACAAACCAACAGAGACCACAGCACAACAGAGAGAGACACUCCUACAGGGUUCCUAGGACGGUGUGUUUCGGCCAGGGUUCUGUCCAAGGGUUCAGAGGUCGUGGCAGGAGGAUUUAGAGAAUCUUUAAAGGUGAUGAGUCUCAGACAGGAUGCGACCCUUGCAUCGGUCUGGUCUGGCGUGUGUUUUAAAAAUAAUAUUUUCGACAAUAAAUCAUGUUUGUUUAACUCAA